AUGUGGGUUCCUAUAUUCUUCAAGGGGGAAUUUUGGGCUGCCAUGAGGAGUACGCAAAGGAGUGAGAGCAUGCACGCAUUCUAUGGUGGAAUCUUACACAGCAAGACUAGCUUGGUACAAUUUGUUCACAAAUACGACAAUGUGCUUGGAGCCAAGGAGCAGAGGGAAUUGGAGGAUGAUGCAGUAGACUCCAAGGGGGUAAUACCUUGUGCAACGAGCUCGCCUAUAGAGAAACAAUCUCAGCAGGAGUACACUACUAGCAUGUUUAGGGAUGUUCAAGUUGAGUUUGUGAAAAAGGCUGAUUGCAGAGCAUCAGUAGUUACUGAAGACUGGCCAGUGGUACGCAUGAAGGUGGAAGAGAAAAAAUUAGUAGAUGAUACUAUGAUCUGUGUUUCGUAUGUUGUCCACUUUGACCGCUCCACACAGGAGGUUCGUUGUGAGUGCAAUCUUUUUGAGAGUUCAAGUGUGUUGUGCUGUCACUAUCUUAAAGUUUUUCAUUCGUUUAAAGUGUAUAAAGUACCUACCUGCUAUGUUUUCCCUCGUUGGAGCAAGAAUAUAAAGCGCAAGCAUACUUAUAUCAAGAGUAGUCACGACGUCAGUCGGUCAGAUGUGAGUCAUAAUGCAUUCAAGGGAUUAUGUGCACACUUUUACAACAUUGCGCAGGAGUUCGUAAACGACGACGAUGAAACAGCAUUGCUGCAUGCUGCUCUAGAAGAAAAAAGGGCCAAGCUAAGCGAGCACCGUGCUAAGAAGAGGUCCAGAGCGUGGCGGAGACCCACACCAGCAUUGGUUCACAAAAUUCAAAUGUUCUCGGUGUUGUCGACAUCCAAUGCCCAUUGUUGGUCUCUACAAAGGGCCGGCCAAAGAGUAAGAGGCUCGGAUCAACCCUUGAGAAGUCCUUCAAGAAAUCUAGUCGGAGGAAAAACAAGAACGCUUCCCCAGUACAAUACUUGUGUCAAUAUGACUUGA
Molecule: messenger RNA, 969 nt
Organism: Arachis duranensis
Lineage: Eukaryota; Viridiplantae; Streptophyta; Magnoliopsida; Fabales; Fabaceae
Product: protein FAR1-RELATED SEQUENCE 5-like
Exons: 1
Coding region: 1-969 (322 amino acids)
Biological process (GO): regulation of DNA-templated transcription
Molecular function (GO): zinc ion binding
Source: RefSeq, a predicted model, not a curated record